AUGUAUGCAUUUAUAUAUUAUUUUUCCCCUAAUAGGCAAACCAUUUCCUGCUUCUAUGUGGUCAAUGAGACUCAGACUGUUGCCUUCAGCGCUAAACCAAGAACCUAUGAGCCCGCUGCAGAGAUCGGCACCGGCCAGCUGAUGGUGCAGAUGAGGCUUUCCCAAGAUCCAUCCUACGAGCGCUUCUACCAAGCAGAGGAUUAUCCAGUGGUGAAAUAUCUGCAGCAGCCUCUGUAUUUUGAGGUGGAGCUGAUGCAUUCUACCGACCCGCACUUGGAACUCAUUGCUGAGAACUGUUGGGCAACCCUUUAUGAAGAUAGGACAUCUCUGCCAAGCUGGGACAUCAUUGUGGACAGCUGUGAGAAUCGCAAUGACAGCUAUGCAACAAUUUUCCAUCCCGUUGUGAGUGACUCCAGAGUUUUAGUCCCGUCCCACAUCAAGCGCUUCUCUGUAAAGAUGUUCACUUUCACUAAAGAUGACAAGGUUCUGAAAGACCAGAUCUAUGUCCACUGUGAUGCAGUGAUUUGUGACACAAGCAGCCAGGCAGAUGGUUCCUGCAGAGGCCAGUGUGUGCAUCCUCCAGGUCAGAGCUACUCAAGACCUGCAGGUGUAAAAAAGGAGCGAAGAAGCACCGACUCAACACGCCAAAGGCAGAUCUCCUCUGGGGCAAUUACUCUGUCUAACCUCUGAAUAUUUUCUACUAGUGUUUACAUUUUGUCAUUUGCACCUUAUGUACAUUAGUUCAUUGUGUUGUUUGGGACCACGGGGACAGUUUUAUCAAUGAAUGUACUGUACUGCCUUGUAUAUUGAUGGAUGACAAUAACGA
Messenger RNA from Gymnodraco acuticeps, 826 nucleotides. RefSeq names its product zona pellucida sperm-binding protein 2-like. The transcript has 5 exons. NCBI's taxonomy places the organism in Eukaryota, Metazoa, Chordata, Actinopteri, Perciformes, Bathydraconidae. The record is from RefSeq and is a predicted model, not a curated record. The coding region runs from base 1 to 690 and encodes 229 amino acids.